AUGGGAAAGCUGACGAUUCAUCAAUCGCUUACCGGUCACGUUGGCCGCGUGUGGAGUGCUGCCUGGCAUCCGACUGGAACGCUGUUCGCUUCCUGUGGUGAGGACAAAACGAUACGCAUCUGGACCAAGACCGGCGAUGGAUGGAGCGCGCAAGCAGUGCUGGCCGAGGGUCACUCCCGGACGAUACGAGAUGUCGCCUGGUCACACUGCGGUCAGUAUCUAGCGUCGGCCAGCUUUGAUACCACCGUGGCCAUUUGGGACAAAAAGACAGGCGAAUUCGAGUGCAAUGCCACGCUCGAAGGGCACGACAAUGAGGUGAAGAGUGUCACCUGGUCCCGGAACGGUAAUCUGCUGGCCACCUGUAGCCGUGAUAAAUCGGUCUGGAUUUGGGAGAUACACAACUACCUUGACCAGGAGGAUGAGUACGAGUGUGUGGCCGUCCUGAACGCGCACACCCAGGAUGUGAAGAAAGUGAGCUGGCACCCGACCCAGGAUGUGCUGGCAUCCGCAAGCUACGACAACACGAUUCGACUGUAUAAGCAGGACCCGGCUGAUAACGAGUGGGGACCGGGUGCGGAGCUCGAGUCUCACGCUUCGACCGUUUGGAGUAUUUCGUGGGACAGUACCGGUAAACGGUUGGCAUCGUGCAGCGAAGAUGGUACGGUGAAGAUUUGGCAAGAGUUUGACCCGAACAACAGUCUCGGAAUUGCCUGCCCGGAAGGGGAAUCGGUGUGGAAGUGCGUCUGUACACUGGCCGGAUACCAUCCGCGCAGUGUCUACGAUGUGGAUUGGUGCAAAAAGACGGGCCUACUGGCCACCGCUUGUGGUGACAAUAGGGUGCGUGUUUUUAAGGAAGUGCCACCAUCGGCGGCGGAAGCGGAUCAGCAACCGACCUUUGAGCUGGUGGUGACGAGUGAAGCUCACAGCCAGGAUGCGAACAAAGUGGCGUGGAAUCCGGUCGUGGCAGGGAUGCUACUGUCGGCCAGUGACGACGGUGAUAUAAUUUUGUGGCAGUACGAAGACGACCUAGGGAUACCGGAGUGUCGCUGAUGCUUAGGUGCUAGAGUGUUUGUUCGCGAUGGGUCUUAAUAGCUGCAUAAUAUAUUGUUGAAAAAUCCA
Molecule: messenger RNA, 1119 nt
Organism: Anopheles darlingi
Lineage: Eukaryota; Metazoa; Arthropoda; Insecta; Diptera; Culicidae
Gene: Ciao1
Product: probable cytosolic iron-sulfur protein assembly protein Ciao1
Exons: 2
Coding region: 1-1050 (349 amino acids)
Biological process (GO): iron-sulfur cluster assembly
Cellular component (GO): cytosolic [4Fe-4S] assembly targeting complex
Molecular function (GO): protein binding
Source: RefSeq, a predicted model, not a curated record